This is a messenger RNA of Durio zibethinus, 1031 nucleotides long. The record is from RefSeq and is a predicted model, not a curated record. NCBI's taxonomy places the organism in Eukaryota, Viridiplantae, Streptophyta, Magnoliopsida, Malvales, Malvaceae.
AUGUAUUGCAAUAUCAAUUCUAAGUGCAGAACACCUCAAUUCAAUGGUAUGAGAAGAAAUUUGAACCGUGCUUGCUCACCUCUACGUGACACUUCAUCUGUCAACUCUUUGGCAUGGAAGGCUGCAUUGGUUUUAAGGUCUUCUGUCUCCCUAAACAUGAAACAUGCCCAUUCGUUAUGGUUGAAUGGAAACCCUGCAAAUGAUCUUGUUGAGAUCAUUAACCAGAAUAGAACUGCUCAAAAACUUCCACAACUAAAUGACAGCCCUGGUCUUGGGUGCAUGGCCCUCCAGUAUGUUGAAUUAUGCAAGGGGAACUGCAGUGGCAACAGUGCUGUAAACUGUAAACCACCAGAUGAUGACUUCACUGAAGUUUUUGCUACCAAUUGUGGUGUAGAGCUGCCUACUUUUGGCACCAUUACUGGCCACAUUGUGGGUUGUCAAUCCAAAUAUAGGGAGCCAUCAUUAGCCUUUUCACACGUUCUUGUUAAAGACAAGAAAACCUUAUCUCUUCUGAGAAAUAAAUUGCGCAGUGCGGUGGGAGUUGGCUUGGUUGGGUUCCAUAAAGGUCCCUUCUUUUGGUGUAUUUUAUUUAGUAACGGUCGAACAAAUUCUACCUUUGUCCUUGAAGAUCACGGUCAAGGGAUCAAGCGGAAGAAAGGGUGCUAUAGUGGAAGUUCCUUUCCUUGCAAUGCUGGACAGAGAACUACCAUGUUUUUGAACUAUAUUAUUACUUUGAGUUAUUUAUUCAUUUCUGUGUUAAACCACAUUUGAUUCAUAUCACCAACUGUUCAAUGAAACGAUGCCUGGAGAUAGUGUAACUGAAAAUUAUACAUCCGCGUACAUUUUUCCCAAAUUUAUUCCCACUUUUCCCUUCUGUUUUUUAGCAUAAGUGUACCGUCUGAUAUCCUGAAUGAUUCCUUCUAUAUGUCAGUGAGCAUAAGCAUGUCAUAGGAUUGUAUUUUCUCUUCUGCAACUGGCAUUUGUGAAAUCCGUCCCAGCUUGACAUUAGGCUGGCUUGGACUCGUCAGUUA